GGUUGGCUCAAAAAAAAGAGUGAAAAAAAAAGUGUUUGGAUUUGGAGAGACGUUAUCGGAUUUGAAAUCCACAAUUCGCCGGAAUUUGGGAUUUCCGUUCACGUCCGCCCGUACCCUAGGGUUACUGUUAUUAGUUAUUACACUCUCUCCCACCACACCAAAACAAUUAAGAAAGUGAGAGAGAAAGAGAGAGAGAGUCAGUUAUAGAUAGAUAGAGAGAGAGAGAGAGAGAAAAAAGAAAUUGAGUGUUGGUUUCGCUACGACGUCGUUUUCAAGACUUGGAAUUCAAAAAAAGAACGGUGAUCUAGUUCGUUUCUGUUUCAAUUAGGGUUUCGUUUUUUUUUGUUGUUGUUGUUGUUGAAGUUUGAUAUGAGGAUCUGUAAUUCGGGGAAUUGGUGAGGGUUUAAUAGUGGAAAGAAUUUGCUACCGUGAUGUUUACGCCACAGAAGAAGGCGUGGUCGGGUUGGUCUUCUCUCACGCCCCGGAAGUCUGUUCUCGGGUCGGGUCAGAAUCCGAAUUCUGUUGACGCUGGGAAAGGAAAGACUGUUGCUUUUGUCGAAACGACGCCGAAUUUGGAGAAUGGGGGAAAUAUCUUGGUUGACGCUGCCGGAGACCCUGAAUUAUUGGCCGAGAAGGUUUCCAAGCUUGAAAUUGAGCUUUUUGAAUACCAGUAUAAUAUGGGGCUUCUCUUGAUUGAGAAAAAGGAUUGGACUUCUAAGUAUGAAGAACUUAGGCAAGCCUUGGCAGAAGCAAAAGAUGCCCUUAAACAAGAGCAAUCUUCCCAUUUAAUUGCAAUAUCUGAAGUUGAGAGUCGAGAAGAAAAUUUGAGAAAGGCCUUAGGGGUGGAGAAGGAGUGUGUGCUUGAUCUGGAGAAGGCUUUGCGUGACAUGCGUUCAGAAAAUGCUGAAAUCAAGUUCACUGCUGAUUCUAAGUUGGCUGAAGCAAGUGCUUUAGUCACUAGCAUUGAGGAGAAAUCUUUUGAGGUAGAGGCAAAGUUGCGUGCUGCUGAUGCUAAGCUUGCUGAGGUGAGCAGAAAAAGUUCAGAAAUUGAGAGAAAAUCACAGGAUUUGGAGGCUCGAGAAGCUGUACUUCGAAGGGAUCGCUUAUCCUUCAUCUCUGAGCGAGAAGGUUAUGACUCUACUUUUUCUAAGCAAAGAGAGGACUUGCGAGAAUGGGAAAGAAAGUUGCAAGAGGGAGAGGAUAGGUUAGCUAAGGGUCAAAGAAUCCUUAACCAAAGAGAGGAGAGGGCAAAUGAGAAUGAUAGGAUUUUCAAGCAGAAAGAAAAGGACCUUGAAGAGGCACAAAAGAAGAUUGAAGCAACUAACAUCAGUUUGCAAAAGAAAGAAGAAGAUAUAAGCAGUAGGCUUGCAAAUCUUACUUUAAAAGAGAAGGAAUUUGAUGUUGUGAGAUUAAACUUAGAGACGAAAGAGAAAGAGUUACUUGCAUUAGAAGAAAAGCUCAAUGCUAGAGAAAGGACUGAGAUUCAAAAGCUUCUUGAUGAACAUAAUGCUAUUCUAGAUGCAAAGAAGAGUGAAUUUGAUUUGGAAAUCGAUCAAAAGAGAAAAUCUGUGGAUGAUGAUCUGAAAAACAAGGUUGUUGAAGUGGAGAAGAGGGAGGCUGAAAUUAAUCACAUGGAGCAGAAAGUAGCAAAGAGAGAGCAGACUUUAGAAAAGAGAUGGGAGAAGCUUAGGGAGAAAGAGAAGGAUCAUGAAUUAAAAUUGAAAGAUCUGAAGGAAAGGGAAAAGUCCUUGAGGUCUGAGGAAAAGAAUUUAGAGAAUGAGAAGAAGCAAAUGCUUUCUGAUAAAGAAGAUUUGCUUAGUCUUAAGGAUGAAGUUGAGAAGAUAAGGGCUCACAAUGAUGAAGAGCUAUUGAAGAUAGCUGAAGAGAAGGAUCAGCUUAAAGUAAGUGAAGAAGAGAGGCUGGAAUUUGUUCGUUUGCAGUCAGAAUUAAAACAGGAAAUAGAAAACUGCCGGCUUCAGAAAGAACUUAUUCUUAAGGAAGCUGAAGAUCUGAAGUUACAAAAGGAGAGUUUUGAGAGAGAGUGGGAAGAACUGGAUGAGAAAAGAGCUGAGAUUGAGAAAGAUCUGAAAAAAUUGACUGAUCAGAAGGAAGAAAUGGAAAAACUGAAACACUCUGAAGAAGAAAAGCUAAAAAAUGAGAAGUUGGCAACACAGGAGUACAUACAAAGGGAGCUAGAAGAUCUUAAAUUUUCCAAAGAAUCUUUUACAGCUCAAAUGGAGCAUGAUAAGUUAGCAAUUGCUGAAAAAGCUGAUAGUGAUAGAAGCCAAAUGCUUCAUGAUUUUGAGUUGCGAAAAAGAGAACUUGAGACUGAUUUGCAGAACCAGUUAGAGUACAAGGAAAAAGAUUUGCGUGAGAGGGAGAGGUUAUUUCAGGAAGAAAGAGAAAGAGAAUUAGAAAAUAUUAAUUACUUAAGAGAAGUAGCUAGAAGAGAAAUGGAAGGAAUAAAGCUUCAAAGAGCUAAAAUAGAAAAAGAAAGACAAGAAGCUGAUGAAAAUAGAAAGCAUCUUGAAAGGCAUCAAGUGGAAAUGAGAAAAGACAUCGAUGUGCUUGAUAACCUCAGGAGGAAGUUGAAAGACCAGCGGGACCAAUUUGUUAACGAGAGACGACGCUUCAUUUCAUUUGUUGAAAAACUCAAGGGUUGCGAGAACUGUGCUCAAAUUAUCUCUGAGUAUGAGCUUUCUGAUCUGCAGUCUUUAGCUGAAAUUGAGAAUGAAGAUGUUAUUCCUCUGUCAAGACUCGAUGAUAUUCACGCCAAUGAAGGUGGUCAUGGAAAUGUUGCUGCUUCUGAGAAUCAAAACAGUGAGAUAUCUCCUGUUGGAGUUGGCUUAAGAUCUCCAGUUUCUGGUGGAACCAUAUCUUGGCUACGCAAAUGCACCACCAAGAUUUUCAAAUUUUCCCCGAUCAAGAAUAUUGAGUCUACUGCUGUUCAAAAUUUGGAGGCACAUUUGUCUUGCCAGAACGUUGAUAUGGAAGAACCUUCCAAGAGAGUAUCUAGCACUGAAAAUCAGGCAGAGAUAUCUCUUGGUGUUGCAACUGAUUCUUUUGAUGUCCAGAGAAUCCAAUCUGACAACAGCAUCAGAGAGAUAGAAGUCAGCCAAGAUCCAUCAGCUGAUGAUCAAAGCAACAUCAACAGUAAGGCACCUGAAGUUGCUGAUGAUUCCCAGCCAUCUGAUUUGAAUGGUGAUCAGCACAAACCUCGCAGAAGAGGGAGGCCUAGAGUUUAUAGGACGCGCUCUGUGAAGGCAGUUGUCAAAGAUGCAAAGGCUAUACUUGGGGAAGCUUUAGAAGAAAAUGAGAAAGAUUAUCCAAAUGGGAAUGCUGAGGAUUCUGCCUAUGAUAAUGCUGAAAGUCGUGAUGAUUCUAGUCUAGGUGGUCAAAGACUACCAAGAAAUGGACGGAAGCGGAACCAUGCUCAAACAUCUCAAAACAUGGGUAGUGAGCAUGAUGGUGAUGAUAGUGAAGGACGUUCUGAUAGUAUUGUGGCAGGCCAACGCAGGACAAGGCGGCAGAAAAUUACUACAGCUGUGCUAGCUCCUGGUGAAAAACGAUAUAAUCUUCGGAGACCCAAAACUAAAGCUACUGUCACAGCUGCCAGAGCCAUGCCUGAACUUAGCAAAGAAAACAAGGAAGAGACAGAUGUUGUUAGAGCAACAGGUGAGACAAUUCUUCACUCCAAAGCUGCUCCUGCACUUUCGACUGGAGCUGCAAGUGAGAAUGGUGGAAGCUCUCACUUUUUGCGGUCCAAGAGAGCUGCAGACUCUCAGGUUGGCAUUGCCGAUAUUACAAGCAAUUUGGUUGAGAACACGAUCAUGAGUGAAGAGGUGAAUGAGACUCCAGAAGAGUACGGUGAUGUAGAUGAGUACAGGUCCCAUGGUGAAGAUGCUAAUGUGGAUGGGGAAGAUGAAGAGGAUGAAGAAGGGUCUGAACAUCCUGGUGAAGUCUCAAUAGGAAAGAAGCUCUGGACAUUCUUCACAACAUAAUGAUGCUCAAUGCUGUUUGCCAUAUAGUGGUCGCUUUGGAUGGCCUCUACUGCAUCUACCUUUUUAGAUAUGCUGGUAGGAGUUUCCUGAUGUGUAGUAGUGUGAAUUAACAAUUCAAAUGUAGUUAGAAGCCCUGGAAGUAUUCAGAAGUAUUCAGGUCAGGGAAUGAGUUUUUCUCUGCCCUCUUUGAUUUUUAUUUUUAGGAUUAAGAGUAUGGGGGUUGUUUUAUUUUUUUAAUGAUAAACCUAGAUAUUUUGAUUAGUAGUAACCCAGUGCAGAUUUAACACUGGACUCUCAGCUGCCACCCUUACCAAUUGUUUGUAUCAAAUGCUUUGUAUCUCUUCAUUUAGCUCUGGAAUGAUUGUUUGAACCCAGUGGUCUCAA
This is a messenger RNA of Quercus lobata, 4385 nucleotides long. It is a transcript of the gene LINC1, whose product is annotated as little nuclei1. Gene Ontology annotation, cellular component: nucleus. Lineage: Eukaryota; Viridiplantae; Streptophyta; Magnoliopsida; Fagales; Fagaceae. The record is from RefSeq and is a predicted model, not a curated record. Gene Ontology annotation, biological process: nucleus organization. The transcript is spliced from 8 exons. The coding region runs from base 432 to 4001 and encodes 1189 amino acids.